Magnolia sinica is the source of this 2469-nucleotide messenger RNA. Its product is annotated as putative pentatricopeptide repeat-containing protein At3g01580. The transcript has a single exon. Lineage: Eukaryota; Viridiplantae; Streptophyta; Magnoliopsida; Magnoliales; Magnoliaceae. The record is from RefSeq and is a predicted model, not a curated record. Gene Ontology annotation, biological process: RNA modification. The annotation marks the transcript as partial. Gene Ontology annotation, molecular function: protein binding; RNA binding.
AAUUUCCCCUUCUUCCCUAUUUUCAAAUUCCCACAAACACUUCCCUUCUUCCAAUCGAAGAUUUCGAUUCUUCUUCUGAAAUCUCAUGUCUUCUUCUCUUCCUCUCUAUUUCUGUUCUCUCCUCUUCUCUCUCUCAUCUCUUUCCUUUCUCCAUUUCCUCUUCCUUUUCACUGCCAUUACAUAAAAACCCAUCUCCAUCAUCUCUCCCAAUCCAACUCCUCUUCAGUCCUACUUUCAUGCCAUAACCAAAAUACCCUCAAGAGAAUCCACCACCUCUCCAACGGCUUCCGAGGCACCUCCAAUUUCAGCGAUCUCGAAAGUGCCAUCUCCGAGUUUGAUUCGAUCUCGAAAUCUGAUACUUUCGCCUGGAAUUCAUUCAUAAAAGCCCAUGUCGAUUCAGGCAUGUUGGAUGCUGCUCUUGGCCUCUAUAGGAAGAUGCAGGAAUCGUGUGUACUGCCUGAUAAUUUCACUCUUGCUAUAGUAAACAGAGCGAUUUCGGCCCUCCCAGGUUGUCUCCGACAUGGGGAAAAGAACCAUUGUCUCGGAAUCCAGAUGGGCUUUGGGUCAGAUGUCUAUUUCUGCAAUACGUUGAUCGGAAUGUAUGGGAGAUGUGGUCGCAUUGAUUAUGCUCGGAAGGUGUUCGACGAAAUGUCGCAGAGGGAUUUGGUUUCUUGGACCUCGAUGAUUUCGGGUUAUGUUCGGUUUGGAAAUUUCCACGAUUCAUUUCAAGUAUUCCGUGAAAUGCGAAUGGCAGAAUUCGAACCCAAUUCAGUGACGUUGGUGACCAUGUUGCAGGCAUGUUCUAUCAUCGGCAAUGUGGUUCAUGGUAGACAAUUUCAUGGUUAUGGUAUCAGGAAAGGAUUUGAAAGCUAUGAGAUUGUGAGGAACUCUAUCUUGACAAUGUAUACCAAAACAGGUAGUUUCAAAGAUGCGGAAAGUCUUUUUGGCAUGACUGAAAUGCCAGAUGUUGUGUCGUGGAAUAUAAUGAUUUCAGGGUAUUCCUCAAAAGGAGAUCUUUUGAAAGUAGCUGAGAGUUUCAAUGUAAUGAUGAGGCUUGAAGUGAUUCCGAGCAUUGAAACACUGACCUUGCUUAUCUCUGCCUCCACCAAGUUGGGAAAUUUUCUUCUGGGAAAAAUAAUACACAGCUAUGCAGUGAAAAAAGGACUAAAUGAUGUGUUUUUACAGACUUCUCUUGUCGAUUUUUAUGCAAAGUGUGGUGAUUUGGGAAUAUCAACUCAGUUGUUCGAAGAAAUUCAAGAGAAAAACAGUAUUUCAUGGAGUGUUAUGAUGUCCGGUUUCAUACAACAGGGCUACUACAAAGAGGCGAUUGAAUUGUUUCGCAGAAUGCAAGUUUCCAACUUAAAACUGACUGUUGAUAUCUUGAGAGGCCUUGUUCUCACAUACAUCCAUUUGGGUGCUUUGCAAUUGGGUAAAGGAGUCCAUGGCUAUGUGAUACGGAACAGGCUUUAUGGUGUCGAAGAUAAUACAUCCAUGGAAACCUCAUUCCUAAACAUGUAUGCGAAAUGCGGAAACAUUGUUUCUGCAAGAAAGUGUUUUGAUGGAAUGGAAGUCAAAGACGUUGUAUCAUGGACUUCGAUGAUUGACGGCUAUGGAAUCCAUGGGUUUGGUUUGGAAGCUUUGGAACAUUUCGAUGCAAUGGUAUCAGAAGGGGUUGAACCAAACAACAUCACAUUUCUAAGCUUGCUAUCUGCUUGCAGCCAUUCGGGCCUAGUGAAUGAAGGCUACAGGGUUUUGGAUCUCAUGAGCUCGAGAUUUGGGAUCAAACCAGAUUUAAAUCACUACACUUGCCUGGUGGAUCUUCUUGGUCGAUCCGGGAAGCUUGAGGAGGCUCUGCGGGUGAUAGAAAACAUGACAGUCGAGCCCGAUAGUAGGAUUUGGGGUGCAUUGCUCGCAUCCUGUAGGAUUCAUUCAAAUGCCGAACUUGGAGCAUAUGCAGCUCGACGGGUAUUUGAUUUGGAACCCAAGAAUGCUGGCUAUCACAUUGUAUUGAGCAAUGUUCAUGCAAGAGGUGAGAGGUGGGGCGAAUCUGAAAAUGUGAGGACAAUGAUGUGCGGAAAGGAUUUGAAGAAGAAACCUGGUUGGAGCUGCAUAGAAGUAGGAGGGGGGCUUCAUGGGUUUGUUGUUGGAGAUAGUUCACACCCUCAAGCAAUAGAAAUAUAUAGGAUUUUGGGCUGUUUGGCUAAGAACAUGGACGAAGGUGGCUAGGUACUACGUAGCUGAAUUUGACCAGGAUCCUAUGAUCAUGGCACAUUUAUACUCCCGCGUAAGGCAAAGGCAAAGGCAUAACUGACACCAAUCGGCCCUUGAUGGUGGAGAUCGUCAAUCUUGACCCAAGUUAGUCCUUUGACAAAGGAUGAUCAUACAUCUUAUAGUAUGAUGUCCACAAAUGUAUCCUAAGCAUUUGUGACAGUCAUUGUUUAACAUGGUAUUGAAAUUUCUGGAGAGCAA